Pseudovirgaria hyperparasitica is the source of this 1069-nucleotide messenger RNA. RefSeq lists its product as uncharacterized. The transcript has a single exon. Bases 284 to 586 code for a protein of 100 amino acids. The record is from RefSeq and is a predicted model, not a curated record. NCBI's taxonomy places the organism in Eukaryota, Fungi, Ascomycota, Dothideomycetes, Acrospermales, Acrospermaceae.
CGCCUAGCAAACUCUUCGCCUACCAUCAUCGGCACCUAGCACACACUUCUCCGUCCUCAACGCGUCUUUCACGCAUCUCGAACCAUGUCGUCCUCCCCUCGCAAGUCUCUGAGUUGCUGCUCUGCCGCACCAGGUCACGAGCUGAUUGGGCCUUUGAGACAUCAUUUUCCUGAACAUCCUCCGUCGACGAUGUUCUAGCGCAGCUGGCCAUCUUCCGCAAAGAAGAUGCCGUCCCUACAGCCAGCUACUCGCAACGGCGAGGGAACAAGUAGAUCUUUGCACUAUGGGAAGUAAGACUGUUUUGUUCUUCUAUCAAGAUCACUGCUCCUCGCCGAACAAGUCAGUCCUUGAUAAGUGGAAUGCCGUUCUUGGAGCUCUAGGCUGCACUCCACAUGCGGGCGGCUUCCGUGGCGCAUCCCUACAAAGACCUCCAAGCUUUGGGAGUGGCCCAAGUGUAUGCUUUCUCCACGCAGGAUUCGGCAUAUCAGCACAAGAAUGCACGAUAGGAUUCACUUGCCGUACAGUCUCUUAUCAGACGAGGCGCUGGGGAUUGGCAAAUCCUCCGUCUCUCUCCAUCAUGCAAUGACAAGGCACGACGCCGAUCAAGCGAAUGGCCUGCGCGGAUGUCGAUGGUGUGAUUGCCAAACUCUUCUAUCUAGACUUGUCUGCCUGACGAAAACGCCGAAGAGGUGCAGCAGUGGUUUGGUGGAGGACCAUUCGAAACAGUCUGCCAAGCGAGGCUCUCUAUGCACUGCAAAAAGUGGCGCAAAGCAGGGAGGAACGGUAUAGCAAACUCUUCUACCGAUUAUUGAAAAUACAGCACCCCUGAAGAGAUGAGAACCUUCUGCCUGCCCACAUCAUACGCAAGGAUGAAGCCUUUGGAGUCCAAGGAAGCUCCCGCGUCGUGCCUACAUGAUCGCUUCGUCUGUUUGGUGGGCAGCGAGGAGUGUCUUUGAAUGUGCGACUGCGCCCUAUGUGAUGUGAUGCAAGAUGCAUCGAAUCGAGUAAUCUCUAUGCGGUUCGGGUCGUUGCUUUAGACGGGAACAGGCCAAGAUCCAUGCAAGCUGCA